Messenger RNA from Alternaria rosae, 693 nucleotides. RefSeq lists its product as uncharacterized. The transcript has a single exon. Bases 1 to 693 code for a protein of 230 amino acids. NCBI's taxonomy places the organism in Eukaryota, Fungi, Ascomycota, Dothideomycetes, Pleosporales, Pleosporaceae. The record is from RefSeq and is a predicted model, not a curated record.
AUGUUUCUCGCCACAAUCAAACUUUUCUCCUUCCUGAUAAACCCAGAGUUCUGGGCCAGGACCGGCUUCUUCGUCGGCUACAUUAUCGCUUUCCUCCUCGUCUUGGAAGUCGUGCGUCUAGCCAGCACAGAUGCGAACCGCAAAGAGGUCGAGAAGCUCCUAGAUGCGUAUGCUGCGUCGAGAAGUGACGUGCCUGUGAGAAGACGCCGAGAAGAGACUGCUCCAGUGAAGAAGGUGGUGCAGGUAUCCAUUGAUGAAUUGGAAGACAUGGAGAGGAGAAGUGUGAUUGCCGAGCAGGAAAGACAGACACAAGAACAUCAAGAACGAGAACGGACACGCACUCCUAGCCCUGCAGCGGCGCGGACACCAGAGUCCAAACACACCGAGGAGAAGCGCAGACGCAGAACGACGUCUACGUCCGUAGCUCCACAUGCUACUUCUCAGUCCCACUCACACCCGCAAACCAACUCUUCUUCGAGUCCUACCCGCCGUCUACGGAAGCGCAGCGACACACUCAACUCGUCCAGCAGCGCAGAAGCCAAGGGCACUGCCGUACGGAGGCGCAGGGAAGCUUCUCCCAUAGAGUCCAAGACACGAGAAUCGAGACAUGCAAGUCCAACACCGAGAUCGAGAAGUAAGGAGGCCAAGAUACUAGGUGGAUCAUUAGGCAAGAUGCUGAGGAGCAGAGGCUGA